This is a messenger RNA of Quercus lobata, 1461 nucleotides long. Its product is annotated as stemmadenine O-acetyltransferase-like. The coding region runs from base 111 to 1409 and encodes 432 amino acids. The transcript has a single exon. The record is from RefSeq and is a predicted model, not a curated record. Lineage: Eukaryota; Viridiplantae; Streptophyta; Magnoliopsida; Fagales; Fagaceae.
AAUAUAUAUAUAUAUAUAUAUAUAUACGUAGAUAGAUGCCACCAUUUCCAUAAGAACCAUUCAUAGAAGCACUUGUUCAAAGUAGUUUGAACUUACUUUGGCAAGAGAAAAUGAAGGAUGUUGAAGUGGAAGUAAUUUCCUAUGAGAAUAUCAAACCAUCUUCGCCAACUCCCACUCAUCUUCGCUAUUAUGAGCUUUCCUUUCUCGACCAAAUAUUCCCCCGCAUGUAUAUUCCAUUUCUCUUCUUCUACACAGAGAAUGAUGCUUACUCUAAAAUCAGCACCGACCCUGGCAAAUCGUUCUCUAGUGUGCUCAAGCAAUCAUUGUCCAACGUCUUAACACGUUACUACCCUUUAGCUGGCCACAUUAAAGACAAUCUAACCGUAGACUGCAACGAUGAAGGCGUGUUGUAUCGCGAAGCCCGAGUCAAGUGUGAGCUUUCAGAUAUUGUUACAAAUCAAAAUCCAGCAGAAUUCAAGAAAUUUCUUCCGUGCGAUAUUGAUGGCACACACAAUUUUGCCUGCGCUGUUCAAGCCAACUACUUCACUUGUGGAGGUAUUGCCAUUGCUGCAUGCAUUUCCCACAAGAUUGCUGAUGGCACAUCCUUUAUCAUGUUUAUGAAAUCUUGGGCAGCCACAGCUCGAGGUGAUAGUGACAUAUAUCCCCAAUUUCAAGCGUCAACUCUCUUCCCCCCUACAAAUACUUUAUCUGGGUUUCAACCAGAAAAUAAUAUGAUAAAAGAGAGGCUUGUAUUAAAGAGGUUUGUGUUUAGUUCUGCUUCAAUAGUGGCUCUUAGAGAAAAAUACGGGGAAAGCCCAGGCUUAGAAAGUCCAAUACACCCCAGUCGUGUUGAGGCAUUGUCAGUCUUUUUAUGGAGCCGAUAUGUUGCUGCUACGCAAGCAAACUUUGGGCCUAAAAAGCCCAACAUGGUGAUUUUUGCAGUGAAUUUACGGACAAGGAUGGAUCCGCCAUUGCCUAGAAAUUCUUUUGGAAAUAUCUUCCGACCUGCAACAGUCCUUCUGUCUAGUGAAGAGAGGAAUGGCCUUGUGGGCAAAGUGAGAGCCACGAUAAGAAAAAUUGACAAUGAGUAUGUGAAAAAAUUACAGGACCACGCUCAACACUUGAAUUUUCUUGAAGAGGCUAGUGCAAAAGUCAUGAAAGAAGAUGUAGUUCCAUUCAGUUUCAGUAGUUGGUGCAGGUUGCCUAUGUAUGAAGUGGACUUUGGUUGGGGAAAUCCCGUGUGGAUUGGUCUGGUUAGCAUGCCUUUCAAGAACGUAGUUAUAUUUAUAGACACCAAAAGUGGGGAUGGAAUAGAAGUAUGGGUUAACUUGAAAGAGGAAGACAUGGCUAAAUUUGAAAGUGACACAGAACUUCUUGCAUAUGCUUCCAUCACAACCUUGAAUGCUUAACAUGUUAGUGAAUAAGCAUGAUGCAUGCAUAGAACUAAAAUAAAGGAAGUCA